Xyrichtys novacula (pearly razorfish) is the source of this 2652-nucleotide messenger RNA. NCBI's taxonomy places the organism in Eukaryota, Metazoa, Chordata, Actinopteri, Labriformes, Labridae. The record is from the annotation of a GenBank genome assembly.
AUAUGUUUAAAUCCAAGCAGGAAGGACUCGGACCGGUUUCAUGGCGCCAGGAUGGAUGGGUUCCUGUCCACGCUCACGCCGUACCUUGCCCCAGGACCAGCUCAAGAUAUCGGCUGGGCGAAGAGAGAGGGCCGCUUCAUGACCCCCCAGGGCCUCAACUACCUGGAGCUCUGUAGGACCAUCCUGUCGCAGGUUCACCCGAGUCUACCUCCUCAGUUGAAGAGGGCACACACUAAAGAGUGCGGUGUGCAAGUCAACGCCAAAGUGGAUAAAAUUGUGCAGUGCUCACUGGGACCCAAAACGCUGCACUACCUGGAGGACGACCACCCCCCAAAGAGCGUAGAUCUGUUCACAACACCGCCUGUCAGCAACCUGCGCUUCCUGAGGCCCGUGUCCAUCUAUUCCCCCGUGUUUGACCGCAGGUUAAUCCUGAAGAAACUCGGGGAUGAUGGCGGAAGUACAGAAGAGGUAGAAGCCGAGGCUGAGGAACAAGAAGGUGGUACAGAUGCCUGUAUCGAUCACAGCUGUGAGGACACGACAAACGACUUCAAGAUAGCCUUCAACAGGUCUGCAAAGGGGUCUAACUUUCAGGUGGGUUCCCCUGAAAAGAAAGUGGAUGGAUCCCGUAUUUCUACUAGGGACACAAAAAGGCCAAAUUCUUGUUUGGAUGAAUCUGCAAAAAUACGCCUAUUUGUAACCUACACAAUGAAACACUUGAGGCCUCGAGGCUAAUGUGAUCAUUGUUGCAGAAUAAAAGUAAAAAUCGGUUACAAAAAUGCUCUUUUUAAACAAAGAUUUCAUUUAGGAGAAAGCAAGCCCUGAAGAUCAAUAAAGACCCCACAAUGAAGCCCUUAUUUAAUUUCACACUGGAAUCUAGAGGCACAGAGAAAUUGAUUUAAAAAAAGAAAAAACACAGUUAAGUCUCUGCCUCAUACCACUGUUUAAACAACAAACGAUAAAAUUAAGCUUAAUCGAGGGAAACACAACAUAAAGACUGAGAUCAGACUGGAUCAUAUGCAGUUUUUAGUGGACUUAACCCUUAAAUGCCUGACACCACAAACUAAGGCCAGAAAAUUCAAAAUUUUUUGGAGCUGAAUUUUUUUUACUUAGUACUGAAAACCAAAAAAUGAAAAUGUCCUUAAAAUUUAACAAAUAUUUAUCUAUUGCGUUUGAUAGAUUAGAUGUUUUUGGAAACUGAUAAACCACAAGAUGUUGUUUCAGGUGUUUUUUUUUUUUGUGAUUUGGUGAUCAUAUUGAUUUGAUGGAAGUAUAUAAAAGUAUGUAUCAAAUUUGAUGCAAAAGGCAUUAAAGGGCUAGACCUCUUGGGUUCCUAUACCUAUGCCAGAUGCUGCAUUUAGCAGUUGGUGACUAAGCCUGAAAUCUGAGCAUUCUCAGAAUUGACCUUGCAGUAUACCUCAUAAAAAUCUGAAUUAUUGCAUGUUUAUGUGCACUGUCUGAGUAAAAUGAAGUGUUUUUUAUUUCAGUUCCUGGAGCAGAGGUAUGGCUUUUUCCACUGCAAGAAAUGUAACAUCCGGUGGGAGAGUGCUUAUGUGUGGUGCAUCUCUGGAACCAGUAAGGUUGGUGAGCCAUCUUAAAUACAGCAAUGUACCAAAUGGACUAGCAUGCAAUCUAUUUCAUAUGUUGCGGAAAAAUCAGAACUAGAAGUUAUUUUCAUUUUUUUCAAGGUGUACUUCAAGCAGCUCUGCCGGAAGUGUCAGGUGGGGUUUAACCCCUACAGAGUGGAGUCCAUCCUUUGCAAGGUAUUUUCAAAGCCCGCAGAUAAAACAUAAGAAAUCAAAUUUUUACGACUGGCUUUGAACUGAUACGUCUCCUGUUUCACAGGGCUGCUCUCUGACUUCCUGCAGUUGUGAGAAGAAGCAGAGGCACAUCAACAUGAAGAGGGCUCACCGCCAGGACCUGUGUUGUCGCUGCAAGGGCAUGAGGCUGUCCUGUGACGCCACUUACAGCUUCAAAUACAUUGUUUGAGCUGCACUGUAUGACCACACUGGCUGGAAUCACCCUUUACUCAUGUAGAUCUGAUGGUACAAUCAAAAUAUCAGACAUUGUUUCUAGGUGUGUCAGAAAGUGGAAGUUGUCUCCUGUGAGAGACUUUGAGAAAUUCAAUUCUUCUCCUUCCAGCAAGUGGCUGAAACUCUGCUCGAGUUGUUCAUUUGAAGCAGCUUCUGAAUAAAGGACUGCCUUGUUGUCAGUAAACCUGGUGCUUGACGUGACAACUAUUUACGUGAAGAAUAACAAAUUCUUCUCAAGAGGUGAAAAAUUCUUGUAGGUGAAAUGCUUGUUUGGGAGUUUCAAAAGGAAAUGCAGUGGACGUGAUUUUCAUGUCUUUUACUUGGACGCUGACUUGUACAGAGCAUCAACUGAAAACAACUUCAUAAAGGCUGUAAAAGUAUUUACAAGGUGAAAAAAACGACUACAGUCUGAAUCUAAAAAGCUUUAAAAAUGUGCAAUUUCAUGUUUGGCAUGCACACACACGUUCUCCCACAAAGGAAAAAAAAAAAAAAAAAAAGCAUACCCGCAUGAGCUUGAAGCUCCCUUUUGUACCUCAUUCAAACAUAUCUUUCAGAUAAAAUGAUUCUUUGCAAAUAAAUAUUUCAAACACUCCAGACAGUACAAAGACAAUGCAUGCAUGGC